GUUUCUCAUUGUGCAGUUCUUGCAGUACUACCACUACAUCUUUGCUUCUGUGCAAGCCUUCAUUGUUCUGCUGACUGCUCGGGAGGAGCUUUGUACGUUGGGCUUGCGCCGCCUGAUCAAAGCGCUGAAGGAUUCACUGCAUUAUGGGCUCCGCACAGAUGACUUUCUGCGAUUAGGACAAAGUGAGCGGAUCAUCGAAGGGCCACUGUCGCUCAUGCUGCUGGUGUAUACUUCCUUCUACAUGAGCAGCGACACCUUCGCCUACAUCACUGCUCUGUUUUCGAUGUUCAUGAGCACCAGCAGUGUGGCCAAAGGAUGCUACUACCACCUGGACCUUGCCUUGGACAGCUUGAGCGCUGCGCAGACAGCCAGUGAUGCCGAAGAAGUCCUUGUUUACCCGGAGGUUGGGGCGGCGCGUGAAGAACACGCGUGCUCUGACAAGUCUCCGGAAGUGCUUCCGGAAUCCGGGGAAGCGCCUUGCCACGAGGCGGAGAGCGGCACAACAGCCUCGAGCAAACAGCUCGUGAGUCUGUGA
Messenger RNA from Symbiodinium pilosum, 535 nucleotides. Lineage: Eukaryota; Dinophyceae; Suessiales; Symbiodiniaceae. The record is from the annotation of a GenBank genome assembly.